CUCCGGAGAGCAUUGCAUUCUCGGCUCGGCUUGCCACUAGAUCGUCCACUUUUUCGCGUUGCCAAUGCAUUAACUAUCAGAGGGCCACAGUUCAUCUCCAACCGGUUUGGCUGUUUGCGAGGUUCUUGCUCCUGCAACUCGCCAAUGGCUCCGCCAUCGCCUAUGACAUGCGCGAGAUCGCCCCAGCCGCGGCAUCCAAGGACAUGUACGCAAAGAAGCCAUCCUCUAAAGUCGAUGGUGCUUCGUCCGCUGGAGUUCCUGGCGAGCUCGCUGGACUCCACCUCGCGUGGCAACACUUUGGAAGGCUGCCCUGGAAAUCGCUCUUGGAGCCGGCCAUCAAGCUAGCCCGGGAUGGAUUCGUGGUAACACCUUACCUGGAAUUUGAAAUUGCUCAGAGUCUCAAGGGGAUUCUAGCUCACAGAACGCUUCGAAAGUUCCUCUCGCCGAAUGGGAAGCUGGCGAAAGCUGGUGAUGUUCUUCGCAACGAGGAGCUGGCCAGGACGCUGGAGCUGAUUACCAACGAAGGGCCGGGUGGGCCGAAGGGCCGGCUGUUCUUGGAAUGCCUCCUCCAUCUUGGGGAGGUGGCACUGGUAUCUUUUCUUUUCUUGCUUGUUUUCUCUUUUACUGACUAGAAAUACAUUUUUUUAAUU
This is a messenger RNA of Selaginella moellendorffii, 650 nucleotides long. Its product is annotated as glutathione hydrolase 3-like. The record is from RefSeq and is a predicted model, not a curated record. NCBI's taxonomy places the organism in Eukaryota, Viridiplantae, Streptophyta, Lycopodiopsida, Selaginellales, Selaginellaceae. The transcript is spliced from 2 exons. Bases 168 to 632 code for a protein of 154 amino acids. Gene Ontology annotation, cellular component: plasma membrane. Gene Ontology annotation, molecular function: glutathione gamma-glutamate hydrolase. Gene Ontology annotation, biological process: glutathione catabolic process.